Molecule: messenger RNA, 5536 nt
Organism: Mya arenaria
Lineage: Eukaryota; Metazoa; Mollusca; Bivalvia; Myida; Myidae
Product: serine/threonine-protein phosphatase 4 regulatory subunit 1-like
Exons: 21
Coding region: 40-3135 (1031 amino acids)
Biological process (GO): protein dephosphorylation
Molecular function (GO): protein phosphatase regulator activity
Source: RefSeq, a predicted model, not a curated record
AUGAAAUAACUGCAUCACUACCACGAGGCCUUUUCCAAUAUGGCGGAUAUAGACCUAUAUCAACAAGAUAGCGACGAUGGCGCAGAAGACGGGUACGGCCUUGACGACGGACUUGAUUGUGAUGAGCCGUUUGGUGCGGACGAUAAUUUAUCACCAUUGCAAAAGCUAGAAAAGUACAUGGAAAGCGAUAAUGUUUAUACAAGACAAAUGGUGGCGAAGGGAUUGUUGGACACGCUCCGGGCAGUUGGGGAUUCAGAGGAGCAGACAACAGCAGUGCUCACAGCGAUGGUCAAACUUUCUGAGGAUUCAGAUCCAAUAGUUCGGUCAGAGCUGAUGGAACAAAUACCACACAUAGCUGUUUAUUGUCACGACAAUGAAGACAUUUUUCAAAAUGCCAUCUCUGUGUAUAUUUUGCCAAUGGUUGUGCGCUAUCUAGAUGAUGCCAAUAACCAGGUUCGUAAAACUAGCCAGGCAGCCUUGUUGGUCUUGCUGGAACAAGAAUUAAUCACCAGAGAUCAUAUAGAGGAACAAGUGGUUAGUGUGAUUCUAGAGUUGGCUGGAGUGGACAGUCUCGAUGAGUAUCGGACAGAGGCAGUAGCUUUGAUGAGCAAGAUGGCUCCCUUGCUGGGCAAGGAUAUGACAGAGCGGGUUUUCCUGGACAGGUUCUGUGAAAUGUGCUGUGAUCCGCUGUUUCAUGUUCGAAAGGUCUGCGCAGCUAAUUUUGGAGACUUCUGUUCUGUAGUCAGUCAGCAUAGUACAGAAAAGAAAUUGUUGCCAAAGUUCUUCUACUUGUGUGAAGAUGGUGUGUGGGGUGUGAGGAAAGCAUGUGCGGAAUGUUUCAUGACUGUCUCGUGUACAUGUUCAUCUGAUGUGCGGAAAGCGGAACUGGCACAUCUUUUUGUUAGUCUUCUCUGUGAUCAGUCCAGAUGGGUACGAAUGGCUGCGUUUCAGCAGCUGGGGCCUUUCAUUUCGACAUUUGCUGACUCAGAUAGCACUGGAAUGUAUGUUGAAGAAGAUGGAACAUUAGUUUUCAAACCAACUGAGAAAAUGUUAAACAGAGGAAAUGAGGAUGAGGAAACUGUGGUCUCUGAGAUUAUAGACUGUGAUACCAAAACCCUGCCUGAUCUCAUUCCUGCCACAGUGUCAGAGGGGAACCAGUCCAGCUGUGAUAUCACUGCUAACCUCUCUGCGGUCGACAAUGACAGCACAUCAGAGAACAACGCUGAAGACCAAUCUGGUGAAAGUGGUCCACUAACUAGUUUUAUGGACAUAUCUGAGGAACAAGGCAGUAACCAGUCCGAGACUGGAAUGGUCCAGCGAGACGAUAACCAGUCAACGGAAGAGAAAAGAGCCGAGUUUUAUUUUAAUAAUGAACCUAAAGAAACAGUUAAAGAAGAUGAACCAAAUGAAGACAAAAGUAUAUCUGGUACAGAUGACAGUGCUCAAAAUAAUUCUAACUGUAAUAAUGAUAAUCACCAAAAAGAUAUUAAUGUUGAUGUAGAAGAAUCAUCAACUGAUGUAGUUAAAACGAGUCCAGAACAAUCAGAAAGUAAUGAAAAUAAUGUUGAAAGAACAUUAGAAACUCAAAAUGUAAAUAUACAGGUUGACAGUACUAGUGACUUUGAUUCCUUUAAUUACUGGCGUACACCAAUACCUGCUGUAGAAUUAGGCUUAGAUAUACUUCAAGAAUCCAGUACAGAUGAAGAGCUGCAAGCUCGGAGAUAUUUCGCUGAUGACAAUGAACAACAUGCUGACUUGUGUGCGGCGCUGUCAAAUACCCUGGAUGACUUAAGUGUCUGUGAUAACCAAGCCACAUCUGUGAUUGAACAUUCCUCCCCGGAAUCAAAUGAGAUUGAUCUGUCCAAUAUAGCUCCGAUUAUGCCCGAAGGAGGGAUGGAAACAACCAUGCCAGUGAUUGAUGGAGUCAUACAAGAUUUUAACAUUGGCCAUAUAGACAGUAAUCUCCUGCUGUCCCUAUUGCCUCUUGCAGAUUUGGGCUGUGGGGAACACACCUUCACGUACAUGGACAGUGAUUUUUCCGCCAUGUCCCCAUCUAGUCUCAGGGAUGUUCUGCUCGAUGAUGCUACUUUAGCGCAGCAACAGAACAUAGUGCCGCAGAGUCUGUUGGAGAACUACCUGGGUAUGAUUGACCCAUCCCGUGCACAGACAGUGGACACAGAAAUCACCAAGUACUGUGCAUACAACUUGCCAGCAGUUGCAUACACACUCGGACGGGAGAACUGGCACUGCAUUAAGAACUUGUACGAGACAUUGGCUGCAGAUAUGCAGUGGAAAGUGCGCCGAACGCUGGCAUUCUCUAUCCAUGAGCUGGCCCUGAUUCUUGGCGAGGAGAUCACACAUCGAGAUCUGGUUCCUGUGUUUGACGGCUUCCUCAAAGACCUGGAUGAAGUACGGAUAGGAAUCCUGCGACAUCUGGCCGAUUUUCUACGGCUCUUGCGGCGUGAUGUACGGAGACAGUACCUGAUCAAGAUUCAGGAUUUUAUGAACGUGGACAACAAUAGGAACUGGCGCUUUAGGCAGGAGGUGGCUGAACAGCUUGUGUUAAUAUCAGAGCUAUAUUCAGCUUCUGAGAUUAGCGACCACUUGUUACCCAUGGCCUUGUCACUGGCAGAGGACAGAGUAGCUGAGGUUCGCAUAGACGCCUACCACCUGGUUAGUGUGAUGAUCAAGCGUAUGCGUAUGGAAGGGGACGAAAGACUUGUGCAGUACCUCAUCAACCAGCUCAUUGGCCGCUUUGCCCACAACCACAAGUGGGCUCGCAGGCAAAUAUUCACUCAGCUGUGUUUGGGUAUGGUUCGGGAAGAGUCAUUGACACCGGAGCAGUUCGCCCAAGAGUUGCUUCCCCAUCUUCUUCACAUGGUGAAUGAUCAAGUGCCAAAUGUCCGCAUUACCCUUGCCAAAACCAUGUACGCCUACAUGGCCAAUGAAAAGUUCAGUCAGUAUGAAGAGCAUCCAUGUGGCCAGGAGCUUGAAGAGGGAGUGUCCAAGCUUCAGACUGACCAAGACCGAGAUGUCCGCUUUUACUGCUCACCAGAGGCUUACAUGGAAACACCUGCGUAUUCCGAUGAUGGUAACAGCCUCUGUGAUUAUCAGGUAUGGCUUUCUGGAUUGUAAAGAGCAGAAAACAAGGAGAAUGAAUAUAUGCAACAUGGCUGGACCAUAUCUAGAAUCAACAAUGAAGAACGGCUGCCUGGAAUAUGAGGACCAAAUACUUAAGACGAUUUUUAAUUGAUUUGACAUUGCUGUUACAUAGUUGAAACUUUCAAUAAUAAAGGGUAUUUGCAUUAUUCCUUAGUCAGAAAUUUUAAACUAGUCUUUCAGUAGAUAAGGUUUAUAUCUUGGUUUAACCAGACCUGUAUAAAUGGGGACUCCUGUAUGGAAUACAGAUCAUGUGUUUGGGUCCAAGACUAAUGGUGUAUUGUUGCUAUUUUAAUCUUGAAAUGCAAGUGAAAAAAGAGUAUGUAAACUCCCUGCUGUAGAAUAAACAUCCGAUUCUAAAUUUCCUUUGAAUGUCUUAAAUAAAAUUUGAAUGUACUGAAAGAAGUGAUUUUCUCACCUAAUAAAAGCAUCUUGCUAUGACCAGUACAUAAAUGAUGUCUGUUCUGAAGAUAAAGUGCUAGAGAAAAUGAGACAGAAAUCUACAUGGUUGCCUUUGAUAUACGUCACUGUGAUUUUCAUUUAUAAGCAAAUGCAUAAUUGUGGUUUUUGGAAGUGUUUUUUUCUUUUCUUUUUUAUAAUUUGUGUUGUAAUGAAAACCAUGAUUUUGAUAUAAUCAGAUCAGACUCAGUUUUAUUUAAAUAAUUUACCCGUUAAAUUACAUUGUUUAAAAACCUGGUCUCUUGGUGGUCAUAACCGAAGAGUUCAAUAUUGUAUAGUAUUAAAAAAAAUAUUUGGCUGAUUCUCCGAAGCUUUCCCGCUGAAUGUGUUUAUAGUUUGAUGUUGACACAAAAUAUGCCAAAAUUUUAUUGGUAAGUGUGUGUUUUUCUCUUUCUGUGAUACUUUUGUAUGUAAUUCCUGAAUGAUAUUUAUUUAACAUGUGCAAGUUACUUAAUACUGCUUUGUAUAAUAUGCACACACUGUUGAUGCCUCAGAGGAUAAAAAUGCUCAACGAGAUUCAAUGUAUCAAACAAGGGGGACCACUGACUGACUGUUGUUUAUGCUCUUGUAUUUUUUUUAAGUGGAAGCUCCUCUGUGCCUCUUUGUUUCAAGUUUGAUUCAGCAUUCAUGAAUAUUUUUAGUUUUAUGACAUUUACGUGAAUGUGCGACUUAAUUGAUUUUGAGACAUUUACCUGUGACAUUUGUCUGUGUGUGUUACCUAAGGAAUUAUGUGAUAUAUAUCUGUAUGUGUUCACGUGAGGAAUUAUGUGACAUUUGCCUGUAUGUGUUACCUAAGGAAUUAUGUGACAUGUACCUGUAUGUUAGUUGUUGCCUAUGGAAUUAUGUGACAUGUACCUGUAUAUGUUACCUAAGGAAUUUUGUGACAUAUAUCUGCAUGUGUUCACAUGUCAGAGAUAUUAUGUGACAUUAUACUGUUUGUGUGACUUAAUGAAAUAUGCUAAUACACUCAUGUGAUAUCUCUUGCUAAACUUGUCUAUUGUUUAUAAUAAUGAUUUUACCGUGGUCCGUGUUAAACUUGAGCAGACUUUUGAAAAGCAUUUUUUUUUUAUGAUUUGAAUCAUUUCAAUUCAUUCUCCUUGUAAUCAAUUCAGUCUUAAACUAGAUGGAAGGGAAUAAUUCUAUGUGUGUAUGUAGUUGUUUAUUGAGGGAUCAUGUCUUUCAGUUUUUGGUGCCAGAAUCGUUGUUUUUAACAAGAUAUUAUUUAUAAAAUUGUUUGUGUGCAGAUAAACGUGAACUAAAGUCAGUUUUUCACCAAGAUGCGGAAGUAUUGAGUGGUUGUCAGUUUUAACUUGUUUAUCAACAGUUCAAAAUAAAAGUUCAUAUUGAAAUCCAGAUUAUUUUACUUUUAACGGAAACAAUUUAGUUAGACAAGGAUGAAAGUUAAUAGACUCAUUAUGUUUUGAUUUAAGGUUAUUAGAAUACAUUUACCAAAAUAAAUGGACCUACACUAGAUCACUGUUUAAUUCGGUAUUAAAAUGCAUUCUAACAUUGUAACCUUUGAAACAGGUUGUGUUUGAAUUUAUAUUUUCUCUAUAUGAACCAGCUAAGUGUUUGAAUUUAUAUAUAUUCUACUGACCCAGCGCCUGUUUAAAUCUACCGAUUCACCUGAUUAAAAUCUUAAAAGGCUGACUGUUGAAUUACCAAAAUAAUUGUACGGCAUAUUUGAAAAAUACUGUUGUCCCAUUGGACAAAAUAUAAUUUCGAACACGUUAUAAAAUUGAUGAUUUUGUAAUGCUGCUUAUGUGCUGUAAAUUAAUUUUAUGGUGUGUUAUUUUAAUAUAGAGCUGUUAUAUAGCUAUUUAUUUUAUUCUAUUAUCAGAUUAUAUAGGAAAACUUGUAAUUGAAAAAAUGAAUUUUUCAAGAAAAAAUCUGAAUAACAAUAAAUGUACUGAAUGGA